AUGCCCCGCGACAACAUGGCCUCUCUGAUCCAGCGGGUGGCCCGGCAGGCGCGCGUAACGUUCCGCGCCCCGGGCGGGAAGCAUGCCGGCGGCGGAGGCGGCGGCCCGCGCUUCGCGGAGAACCUGCAGCGGCUGCAGCAGCUGCUGAACGAGGUGCGGGCCGAGGACCUGCGCUUGGCCGCGCGGGGUCCGUCGGCGGUGCCGGGGCCGGUGCAGCCGCCCGUGAGCUACAUGCACAUCUGCGAGACGGAGAGCUUCAGCAUGGGCGUCUUCGUGCUGCGCGCCGGCGCCUGCAUCCCCCUGCACGACCACCCGGGCAUGAACGGGCUGCUCAAGGUGCUCUUCGGCACGCUGCGCAUCGCCUGCUUUGACGCCCUGCCCGACCCGGCGGACGGCGACGGCGCCUCGGGCAGCGGCCCCGCGGCGGCGGCGGCGGCCCCGCGGCCCGGCUCCGGCUCCGGCUCGCCCUCCCCGCGGCGCCACCGCGGCUUGCUGCGCUCGCACCAGCUCUACACGCCCGCCUCGCCGCCUUGCCUUCUGUCGCCGCACACCGACAACCUGCACCAGAUCGACGCCGUGGGCGGGCCCGCCGCCUUCCUCGACAUCCUCGCGCCGCCGUACGACCCCGAGCACGGGCGGGACUGCCACUACUACCGCCUCCUGGACGGGCAGACCCUUCCCCCGCUGCCUGCCGCCGCGGCCGACCACCCCCCGCAGAGCCUGCCCAAGGAGGUGUGGCUGCUCGAGACCCCGCAGGCGGCGGAUUUCUGGUGCGGAAGCGAGCCCUACCUGGGGCCCGGGGUGUCCCCGUGACGCGAGGGCGGGCCAGGCCCCCCCCCCGACCCCCGCCUGCCUCGCCCUCGUGGGGACCACGCCAAGAGGCCCGGGAAGCUGCCCUCUCCUCCCUCGGGCCCUCCCCGGAGGGGUGGGGAGCCCGUCCCACUGGGCCCACCCUCUCCUUUGGUCUGAGAUGCUGCAGUUGCUGCCCUGGGGAUCUCAAAGCCAAGGAAUCCUGCCCUUUCCUGGGGCAGAUGCAUCGGGAGGAGGAGAAAGGAGAAGCAGAAUACAAUCACGAAGGACAUGCUUCUUGCCCCAGCAGGGCAGACUGGGCAGCACGCGGGUGUCCCACAAGGAAGGCCCCUCGGCGUGUUGGGAGAUAGGCCUCCGUGUGCUGCAGUCUGGGCCUCAGCUCUUUUGGGGUGUCAUUGGCCAGGUGGAAUGGCAAGCAAGGCACCUGCAGACCCAAGAUCUGCAUCUGAUGAAAACUUACAGAAGGCCAGCCAGUCCUCUUCUGCCCUCUUCCCAACCCCAGAUGUCAGGUGGUACCUGUGAAAGUAGUUUUUUGUAGGGUGGACUGUAUACUCUUUCCUUAUCCUCCCCAACCACAAGCAGCCAGCUGCUACUCAGCAUACAAAUGGAGGACGUGACGCUCCCCCCACCAUCUCUUCAGGCCAAUAAUAUGGACUGUAUUGCUUUGCUGUGGAUGUGUGUCAGUUGCAUGGAUUUAGGAGAAAAUGCACCCAUCCGCUCAGGACACAGAUUGGAUCCUGCCUUUACCCUGCAUGGAAAAUCCAGUUCUGUGGGUGCAAAGCAGGUCGGUGCCGUGGUGGCCAUGCCAACGGAUGUGACAAUAAAAAAAAAAAAACUAGCAAUGUUCAAGUUUCCAGGCACCUGGAUGCUGCUCAUGGGCCCCCAAAACACGUACAGCACUACUCUGCUUAUUUCACUUACACAUUGGGCUGUGAACCUUCACUUCUCCUCUUUUGCUACAGGAGAAAGAAUAAAGUCAAUAUUAAUUCUUC
Messenger RNA from Varanus komodoensis (Komodo dragon), 1802 nucleotides. RefSeq names its product 2-aminoethanethiol dioxygenase (gene ADO). The transcript has a single exon. Gene Ontology annotation, cellular component: mitochondrion. Bases 1 to 813 code for a protein of 270 amino acids. The record is from RefSeq and is a predicted model, not a curated record. NCBI's taxonomy places the organism in Eukaryota, Metazoa, Chordata, Lepidosauria, Squamata, Varanidae. Gene Ontology annotation, molecular function: oxidoreductase activity, acting on single donors with incorporation of molecular oxygen, incorporation of two atoms of oxygen.